AUGUCGCGCCUGGCCGCCUGUGAAGCCUGCAGAAAGGCCAAACUGGCAUGCGAUCACAAAUUGCCGGUGUGCACCCGAUGCAGCACCAACCAGGGGAUCUGCAUCUACAGAACCACUCCUUUCAAGCGAAAGCGAGAGAAGCAGAGUUUGGGCUCCCCGGAUGAAUCUUCGUCAUUCAAUCCCAGGCGCAACCCGUACCCCAAUCCGGGGUACCUGGGAUCGUCGAGCCAUGCUGCUAUAUUCAAGCAUAUCACUCCGGAUGGAGACCAAGGGGGUCACCAAGCCAUCCCAGAAGCUCUGCACUCAGAUUUGUUUGGUGAUAACCACCUCGUUCUUCAAGGGGCCGAUAUCCUGAAACAUCUCUUGACAAAAUAUGAACUUUCCGCCAUGAAAGACUUGGUCACCUUCUGGUUGGCAAAGGGUGCGAAUCUCGCGCUGGCUGAGCCCUUUGUGAAUCAAUGCACCCGAAGUGUCAGUCAACUGUUUACUUAUCAUGACGAGAACUGGCAUUUGGUCUAUGCAAGACGUCUCUUGCAUAACUCAGCCCAGCCAUUGCAUUUUAAUGAUUCUUCCGAUCUGGGCGGAUUCUCGGCUCAGUUCUUAGACCACAACUCCCGAUGGGAGACCUUGGGAAUCUUCUUCGCUGCGGUCACUCGUGCGACGAUUGAUAUUUCAUUCUUUCCCGCUCUAUACACUACUGAACAACAGCAGUACACACUCCGAAGACUGUGUACAAAACUAUGUGACUUCGCCCUCGAGAUCUCCCUCUCUUUAGAUUGUCUCAAUGACCUCCAACUAAUAAUGCAAUAUGAGAAUUUUAUCGUCCACUCCUAUGUCGACGGCGACCAGAGCUACCACUCUUGGCGCAAGCUAGGAGAUGCAAUAUCCUCCACUUUCGCCCUGGGGUAUCAUGAAAACAUCGAAACGAAACUCGGAAUACCAACUUUCCUCAAGGAACUUCGGAAAACGGCUUUCGCACGCAUCUAUUCUGCAGACAAGAACAUAGCGAUAUUCCUCGGGCGGCCGCCGCGAAUGAAUAAACGCUUCUGCCAUUUCCAGAUUCCCGCCUGUCGCGACGCCCAGGGUUCCGAGUGGACCCCAGACGCAGAAGCGGGAUACAGAGCUGACACACGCUGGUCUGCGCUAUGCGCUUCCCUGAAGGAGGAAAUCUGGGAGCUUCUUCAGGAUAAACAUGACCCGUCUUGUGCUCAGCGAGCAAGUGUGAUUCAAAGUCAAGCAGAGGCGCAAUGGCAGGCUCUGCCAUCUCAUUUUAGACUCGAAAGCAGUCUCAAGCAAUGCGUUCAAGGUCCCUUCGAGCGGGACUUUGUAGCCGGCGUCCGGCUGCACCAUCUCCACGUCCUCUUCCUGCUUCGUCUUUUGCUCCUCAGAUCUCCAACCGAGCCCGAUCUUCCCAUCAUUGAAACAGCGGGCCAGAUGCUCACGCUUGUGGUGGAGAUUAUCCUGCUGCGUGAUCAACUGACUAAUUCCGGCACUGGUCUUAUCUGGAAGGUCGCAUACUACGGUCUUCCCGCCGCGGGGAUGAUGCUUCUCGCGAUGCUCAAACAUCAUAUGCCCCGAGCCCACCGGACACGCUCAUUGCAGGAUCUUAGCGUUUUUGUCGCAGAGGUUCAGAUUGGGACCAUUGUUCGGGCUGGAGAUCCGAACUAUGCCUUGCUUUCCAAGGCAACGAGGACCAUCCAGCGAUUCCUCGAUACUACACGCUCGGAUGCGCCGGUCGAACCGCUUGGGCAGGAGGAUGAGUGGGCUGCGCUUUUGAGCCAGGAUUUGUGGGAUUUUGAGGCUGGCUUCUGGCAGAGUCUGGCCGAUCACCCUUCUCUAUUGGCUAUCGAGCCUUCUUUACCUCCAGUUUGA
This is a messenger RNA of Penicillium brevicompactum, 1872 nucleotides long. RefSeq lists its product as uncharacterized. Gene Ontology annotation, biological process: regulation of DNA-templated transcription. The transcript has 4 exons. NCBI's taxonomy places the organism in Eukaryota, Fungi, Ascomycota, Eurotiomycetes, Eurotiales, Aspergillaceae. The record is from RefSeq and is a predicted model, not a curated record. Gene Ontology annotation, cellular component: nucleus. Gene Ontology annotation, molecular function: DNA-binding transcription factor activity, RNA polymerase II-specific; zinc ion binding. Bases 1 to 1872 code for a protein of 623 amino acids.